This is a messenger RNA of Mycetomoellerius zeteki, 2807 nucleotides long. Its product is annotated as zinc finger protein 76. Gene Ontology annotation, biological process: regulation of transcription by RNA polymerase II. NCBI's taxonomy places the organism in Eukaryota, Metazoa, Arthropoda, Insecta, Hymenoptera, Formicidae. The record is from RefSeq and is a predicted model, not a curated record. Bases 74 to 2497 code for a protein of 807 amino acids. The transcript has 5 exons. Gene Ontology annotation, cellular component: nucleus.
UAAAAUUGUAGGUUAUGUCAGAGCGCAGACGGAGCUGUCGCGCGAUUUGUUUGUCGCGCAGCCCCGAAAAAGUAUGGCGAUGUGGGAGAGCGACAAGUUUCAAGAGGACGAGAAUGCGGACGGUAUCGAGGGCAAUUUCGAUAAUAUCCUAGUGACACACGAUCUGCAGGAUUGCCUGGACGAUACCUUGGACCUGUCCAGUUUCGAAAAGGUCUACGAGCAGAGCGCAGUAUUCGAUUAUGAAAGGUACUCCGAUGACGAUGCUGCUAUCAAUGAGGGGCUACCUGUCGAUGACAACACGGCCGAGCAUAUUCAUCAUACCAUCAGUCCAGAUGAAAUUUAUAUGCGAAUUCAUCAAGAUCAAGAUGAUGUAUUACUUGAAGAUCAUGCGUCUCAUGAAACUGUCACGAUUGAAAGUAUGGACCCAGAUAUUAAUCAGAAACAUAUCAAUCGUUAUAAUUGCCAAUAUGAAGGCUGUACCAGGACAUACAGUACCAUUGGAAAUUUGCGUACCCAUAUGAAAACACACAAAGGCGAGUAUCGAUUUAAAUGCGCAGAGCCGAGUUGCGGCAAGGCCUUUCUCACGUCCUACAGUCUAAAGAUCCACAUUAGGGUACACACAAAAGUAAAACCGUUCGAAUGCAAUCACAAAGACUGCAAGAAGGCAUUCAAUACCCGUUACAGACUGAGAGCUCACCAAAGACUUCAUAGCGGCAAUACAUUCAACUGCGAAGAGACUGGAUGUGUCAAAUUCUUCACUACUCUAAGCGAUCUCAAGAAACAUAUACGUACUCAUACUCAAGAAAGACCAUACAAAUGCAGAGAAAAGGGCUGCGGAAAGGCCUUUACGGCUUCACACCAUUUAAAAACGCAUAAAAGGACACAUACAGGUGAACGACCAUAUGUUUGUACCUUUGAAAACUGCAAACGACGUUUUACUACUCCUCACAGUUUAAAAAGCCACAUAAAAACACAUAAUAAAACUAUGAAUAACAAUACGAAGCAUAAAGAUAACAAGGAUAAUGAUGUGGCUGAGAGGCAAAAAAGGUUAACUCAAUUACAAUUGAAACUUGUAAAAGUUAGCGCGAGCAACACUACUAUACCAUCGUAUGCUGUCAUACCAAUAUCUACAGAUCUCGUGCAAAAUGAUGGGAACAUGCCAUAUGUAUCUGCGAAAAAUUCAGCAGAACAAAUAACUCCUACUAAUAUAAUGGAUAUUAUGACGCAUCGCAAGUUGGACGCAAAACUCAGUUAUAUUUCUACCAAAGAUAAAGAAGAUUCGAAUGAAACUACCGGAGUUGCGCUUCUUGCAACAGAUAUUUUAGAUAAUUUUAAUGAACAGGCAGUUAAUGUUUUUAACAAUGAGGAUUAUCACAAAUUUAAAGUAUUUAACCAAAUGACUGAAUCAAAUGUACAACAUGAUAAUUUAAUGGAUGUUGUUGGGCAUCAGAAUCAACUGCACAAGUCAGCUUCAUUAACGGAAGUGCAUAGUGACAGUAUAGCUAGACAGGAUCAAUCUAUCCCGGUAAAUUUAGGGCAGAAGAUUAUGCAGGAUGAUUUACAAAAUGCAAUAGCACAUAUUUCUAAGGAAACAAGUUUUACGAAUAAUAUGAAACAGUUUAAAAAUAAUUCCGUUACUGCUUCUGAUGAAGUAUUCGUAAACCAAUCGAAUGCAGAAGAUUUAUCUGAUAGCAGCAAUGCGUUAUAUAGUGCUAACUGCAUUACUAGUCAUAUUACUGAUAUUAUAAGUUCCUCGAACGAAACCCAUCUUUUCGAGAGCGAAAUGGAUACUCUCUCAUUCAUCGAUGAUACGAAUUUACAGAAUGAGUCUCUUAUCGCAGUUUCAAAUCAGGAUUUGCAUGCAAAUGCAGUUACAAACAGUCAGUCUGAAGCCGUUGAACUCGCGAUAGCGACUGAAGAGGAAUUACCUUCCUCUUGGAUAGAUGUGAUGGCAUUGGCAACUGCGCCUGCAUUGAGAGCACAAUCUUGGUCAGAACUAAAUGCUUUUCCUACAGUUCAUUCUCUAGUAGAUCUAGUAGGCCCAGAGCCUUAUCCACUAGAAAUGGAAACUCAGUCAUCUACAGAAAAUUUAAAAAAUGUCAAUGCAAUAAAUACGGAACACACUUCGGCAAACAUCGACAUUGUACAAUGCCAAAAAUUUGCAGAGUAUGAGCAUAAAACAAGUAACGUAAAGAACAAGGAUAGAAAUGUUUUGCAGGAGAUUACUGCAGAUGCUGAUAUAUGUAAAUGUACUGAUUGUAAAUGCGAUAACGUACAAAAUUGUCAGAAUUGCACAAAUACCCCGGUCAACGAAAUAACAAGAAAAGAUACGGUACAAUUCGUAAGCGACUUUAUGUCUUCUUUGCAAGGUAAAUGUUCCUGCAACGCCGAGACCGGUGGUUGUGAUUCUUGCUGUGUUGUAAUCUGUUUAAAGACACUACAGCAACUACAGAAAAUAUUUAGCAACUGUUGUAAGAAUACUAGCAAUACUACAUAGGGAAAAAUUGUUACCAUCUUUGAUGAAAUGUCAAGUAGCAAGGAAUCAGUGAUUCGCAAAUAUUCUUUAUUAAUUUUAACUAGUCACGCAAAAAAACAAUGCUGUCUCUAUGCUAAUCCCCCAAAAGAUUUGUGAUUUUACACCUAAUAGCUUUAAAUACGGGCAACUUUUGCCUUUCGAAUAUUUUAUUUAGACAAAUUGAGAAUAUACGACUGUACAUACAUAUGCUAUAUCUGACAGAAUCUGUUAAGAGAUUCUACAUAUAACAUAUUCUAUACAUUUUGUGCCAAAUAUUUGUAGAUUUUUUACA